CGCAUCACCGAUGCUAUCUCGCGACAAAUAAACCGGGUAUACAUACAUGUCGCCGGAGGUCAAUUCCUGAAGACUCGAUCCCAGCUCUCCCUCCUACGAUGGUGCUCCGUAUUCUGUGCAAAGAUUGAUCAGUUCUCGGUCGGACGCGUGGCCGGGGGGGUAGAGGGUGGUACGCAUGGGUCAAGGCGCAUGAGCAACAACCAACACAACCAACAGCAAAGGCCCAGUUGACCGACUCUUGCAUGGCACGAAGGAAUCUCGUCACAUCAUUUGCAUGUAUUGUGAUUUCAGCUACCGCAGUUGUCUUCAAUAACCUUAGCUCAUCGCCACUGGCCCUUUGUUGCCCCGUCGGCCCGCAGCUCGCAGUCCUCAACACACCUUUCUCGUACUCUGAACUCAUGACACCAAGUUAUUAAACUGCAAUCAAAUUUCAAAAACGGGCUCAAAUGUGUGCGCAGAUGCGACUGUCGCAAUGAGUUCGCCAGGGAAGAGACCCAACAAUGGCCUCUACCCAGAGGCACGAAUGUUGAACAAGAAGCCCAAGCUCUCCGCAAGCGGCCCGAAUUUUUCUGCCGACUGUGGCACCCGUGUGUUCACUCAGCCAUCCAUCCCAAUUAUUGACCUCACUGGAGACGAUGAUGACGAGCCUCAACUCGCGCAGCAGGCGGAAAAGGCGAAUGUGAACCCUGAGUUCUUAAGCGCGAAAAGCACUGCGGCGCAGAGAACCUCACCGAUGCUAGUCGACUUUACUGAUGAUUCCACGGAUGCCGAGUCUUCUCAAACACCGUCCUCGCAAGGUCUUACGGAAGAGUAUGCCAAGCUUCAGUUAGCGGAAACAGAGGAUGAAGCUCAGAGCAAACGUGCAAUAAACCCAUACGUGCAAAAAUCAGGGCCCGCCUGCUUCGGUUUGCUUUUGAUAGAAGCAACAUCUACUGGUGCUGUCGACUUGCCUCCCGAAUGCACGCCAGCCACCCUGAGCUAUGAAGGUGCGUUGGUCAGGGUACACAUAGACGGCAUGAGUACCCGGGCCGCCAUUUUCAUAGACGAAACGCUGCCCGCAGUCAUUCGGAACUACUCAGUCACGUUGAAUGCCACUAUAUGUGGGAAGAAGUCAAACCCCAUUGCUGGUAGAGGCGCAGGCUCCAAGACUAGAACUCGGGGCCCACGAAUCUGCCACAUUCGGGUUACAGUCUACGGGAUUCUCGAGGAGAAAGAUGAAGUUGGGACUGCACUCAUGAGUGGCAAGCUCUUUCUACAACACCCAUGCCCGUCAGAGUUUGAUGCGACCAUCAAAUACUUCAAUCCGCAGUAUUUCCUUUUGCCUGGUGAGGAAAUGCCCUCGAUAGAAUCUGUCAACACGGUACCAUGCUGUGAGGUUACAGGUACUCGGGAACCACUUGGAGAAGCAGAGCGCAGUCAAGUCUUGAGAAUAUUCGACUCCACCUACACUGCUGAUGCAGACUUGGAUCAACUGAGGGGCAGGCUCACGCCAAGUCCUCGUCUACGUACAGACCUGAAAAAACAUCAACUUGAAGCUCUUGCCAUGAUGAUCGAAAAAGAGACUGGGGCCUACACUACCGCGAGGUUUCCUACGCUCUGGGAAAGAGUUGCAACCCCGGGCGGGCUCAUCCGGUAUCAGCACGUCGUGACGAAAAAAUACGAAAUUGAGCCGCCGCCCUAUGUAGGUGGCGGUGUACUUGCUGAUGAAAUGGGCUUAGGAAAAACUCUUUCAAGCCUCUCCUUGAUUUGCCAUUCCCUUGACCUGAUCACCAACACCACGGCGAACACACAACAUGAACCAAGAGGCACUCUGGUGGUAACACCAAUGUCAACAAUAUAUGAAUGGGAGAGACAGAUCGAAACUCAUAUUAAAGCCAAGCAUUAUCUGUAUCAUGGCACAAGGCGUCAAGAUUUGGCUAAUAGUAUCGACGAUUAUGAUAUUGUCCUAACAACAUACGAAACCUUGCGAUCUAAAUGGAACGGAGAAGGACCGUUAUUUAAGCAAAAGUGGUUGAGGUUGAUACUCGACGAAGCGCAUAAGAUCCGGAACCGAGCAUCUCAGCUGUUUACUGUGUUGUGUGAAGUUUCAGCUAAACAUCGCUGGUGUCUCACCGGAACACCCAUACAGAACAGCCUCGACGACUACGGUGCAUUGUUAUCCUUCAUUCGUGUGCCUCAGCUCUCUACGAAGCAUGACUUCGAAAGAUUGAUCAUGCGGCCAGUCAAAUCGAAGAAGCCACACAGCCUGCCGAUGCUCAGGAAACUUGUGGCUGCGACCUGUCUGAGGAGGACAAAAGCUAAGCAUGCCUCCACACUCGGCUUGCCAAGCAAGGAGGUGCUGGUCGAACCGGUCGAGAUGAAUGCUGAAGAGAGAAAAGUCUACGACUUCUUCAAGCGACACAUGUAUCUACUCGCAAUCCCCAGCAAGAAGGCCUCCAACUCAAAAAAGGGUAGGCAGGUCAAGGCGUCUAGAAGCAGUGCCAACGUGCUACUUCUCAUUGGUCUUCUACGAUUGAUUUGUAACCACGGGGAGGAUCUCCUCACCAAGAACGCUCAAAAGGCGUGGAAGAGCCAGAACACCAGCUUCAUUACUUGGGAAACGCUAGAAUCUGCCUUGAAGCGAUGUUCUUCUUGUGGUUGUGGAAUCGACGACCAAGAACCUGGCGAACAAAUGGCUGGAGAACUUGCCUGCGGGCAUCUCAUCUGCUAUAGAUGUUUUCCGGAAGCGCAGACUUCAGAAGACACCGUUUCUUGCCCAAGAUGUCAGAGGUCUUCUGAUCGAGACACAGGAAUAUCUGCAGCCGAGACAGAGGUUGGGUUCAGUUCCACACAACGACGCCGCCCAUCUGCCAAGGUUCAAGCUCUGCUCAAGAACUUGGCCAAAGAUCGAUCCGACGCAGAGUCCAAGGCUGAGAAAGCCCCCCCCAAAAGCGUGAUUUUCAGCUACUGGACCAAAAUGCUGGACCUUAUAGAGAUUGCUCUCAAUGACCAUGAAUUGAAAUUCUGUCGGAUCGAUGGGCAAUCGUCCCUUCCACAGAGGAGAAAGGCGAUAGAGAAAUUCAACAGUGACUCAACGCACAACAUCAUGUUGGCGAGCAUAGGAGGUGCUGGCGAAGGCAUCGAUCUUAUCGCUACCAAUACCGUUCACAUUGUAGAGCCCCAUUGGAAUCCUAUGGCAGAGGCCCAGGCUAAGGAUCGUGUUCAUCGGAUUGGACAGCAGCAGGCCGUGACAGUAUACAAAUACAUUGUCGAGGACUCAAUUAAAGUUUACGUAAAAGGAGUCCAGAAGGACAAGUUACAGCUAGUUCAGGAGUCUUUGUCGUCCUUGGAGUCGACAACACAGGAACUGGAAGAUACACAGUGGAAGAAGCUUUUAGAAUUCUUGCAAUAGGAUAAAAGUUGUCAGAGAAGAGCUCAAGGGAGAGGUUAACAUGGUCUGGUUAGGGAUUACAACCAAGUUUUUAAGACUAGUUUUCGUGAAUUCAUUUUACUAUUAGGAGCAGAAGGCCAUCGGUUAUUCAGUGUAGUGGUGCAAAUAUAACUGUCAGCCAGCUGCUGAUCUAGUACACAAGGUUCAGGGUGCGAGAGGGUCACGGAAUGCUUCAAUUCGUACGCAAAGGGCAGCAGUGUCGGUGGGCUGCAACGGAAGAAGUAAAGUGUGUCGCCCACGCCUUGGCGGACAUCCACAACCCAUGGCAUGGCAGCGUCCUAAGACCAAGGACACGCCUCAGAAUAUAUAAU
Messenger RNA from Emericellopsis atlantica, 3741 nucleotides. Its product is annotated as SNF2 family N-terminal domain-containing protein. The transcript has 12 exons. The record is from RefSeq and is a predicted model, not a curated record. Lineage: Eukaryota; Fungi; Ascomycota; Sordariomycetes; Hypocreales; Bionectriaceae. Gene Ontology annotation, molecular function: ATP-dependent chromatin remodeler activity; ATP binding. Bases 473 to 3391 code for a protein of 972 amino acids.